Molecule: messenger RNA, 2715 nt
Organism: Calidris pugnax (ruff)
Lineage: Eukaryota; Metazoa; Chordata; Aves; Charadriiformes; Scolopacidae
Gene: LRRN2
Product: leucine rich repeat neuronal 2
Exons: 2
Coding region: 548-2692 (714 amino acids)
Molecular function (GO): protein binding
Source: RefSeq, a predicted model, not a curated record
UUGCAGGCAGCGGGGAGCGGCGGGUGUGCGGGGAGAGGGCGAUGGGCUCUUCCCGCUGAGGGCGAGAGUGGGGGGGCAGCCUGGCAGGGGUUGACCUGCUGUCCCCGUCCCCCCACCCCGGCAAGGGACAAGGACGGUUUCCCCCUUCUCCCCCCCAAAAAAAGCUUUGGCGGGUCCAAAGCCAUCCCGGCUCUUUGUCUGGCGGCGGGGGGGGCUCUGCCCGAGCCAGAUGUGCGGGCAGCUGUGGCGGGGAGCGGGCAGGCGGAUGACAGCGACGCUGGGAGACGGGAGGAGAGUCCAAGGGAAUGACCUUGAGGAGGGACCCGAAAGAUGCAGCCGAGUGGGAAAAUGAAUCAUCUGGGGAGGAAGAAAAGGGGAAGCUCUGACUGAAGGCACCAGCCCUGCCCCUGGGUGUUAUGUGCUCUCGCCGGGGGGGACCAGGCAGGGCAGGAGGCAGCAGGGGCUGAUCGGUACCAGGGGCUCUCAUGGAGCAUCUUCUCCCUCGGAUGCUGUCCCCACCCGGCUGUCACCCCGUGCCCUGCUCCGGAUGCUCCCCGUGAGCCUUUCCUGCCUGGGAGGAAGCUGGUCCCACCGGCCGAAAAUGAGACGCUUCCAACCCAGCUCGCUUCUGCUCUGCGUGGUGGCCGCCACCGCCAUCCCCAUCGUGCCCUGGAAGGUGAAAUGCCCCCCGCAGUGUGUCUGCCAGAUCCGGCCGUGGUACACCCCCCGCUCGGUCUACCGGGAGGCUGCCACGGUGGACUGCAAUGACCUCUUCAUCUCCACCGUGCCCGAAGACCUGCCCGAGGGGACCCAGACCCUGCUGUUGCAAAGCAACAACAUCGCCAGGCUGGAGCAGAGCGAGCUGGACUAUCUCAGAAACCUCUCGGAGCUGGACCUGUCGCAGAACAGCUUCUCCGACGUCUGGGACUUUGGCCUGAAGAGCAUGCCCCAGCUUCUCAGCCUGCACCUGGAGGAGAACCAGCUUACUGAGCUGCCCGAUGGCAGCUUCCCCGGGCUGGGCAACCUGCAGGAGCUCUACCUGAACCACAACCAGCUCCGCAGGAUCGCUCCCCGUGCCUUCUCCGGCCUCAGCAGCCUGCUGCGCCUCCACCUCAACUCCAACCUGCUGAGGAUGGUCGACAGCCGUUGGUUCCAGAUGCUCCCCAGCCUGGAGAUCCUCAUGAUCGGGGGCAACAGGGUGGAUGCGAUCUUGGAUAUGAAUUUCAGGCCCCUGUCUAACCUGCGGAGUUUGGUUUUGGCUGGGAUGAACCUGAGGGAGAUCUCGGACUAUGCUCUGGAAGGGCUGCGGAGCCUGGAGAGUCUCUCUUUCUACGACAACAAGCUCGUGAACGUCCCCAAGCGGGCGCUGCAGCAAGUUCCUGGCCUCAAGUUCCUGGAUCUGAACAAAAACCCACUGCAGAGGGUCAAGCAAAGCGACUUCACGAACAUGCUGCACCUCAAAGAGCUGGGGCUCAACAACAUGGAGGAGCUGGUGUCCAUAGACCAGUUUGCCUUGAUCAACCUCCCCGAGCUGACCAAGCUAGACGUGACCAACAACCCCAAGCUGUCCUUCAUCCACCCCAAUGCAUUCCACCACCUUCCCCAACUGGAAACCCUCAUGCUCAACAACAAUGCCCUAAGUGCCUUGCAUAAGCAGACGGUCAAGUCCCUGCCCAACCUGCAGGAGAUCAGCAUCCACAGCAACCCCAUCCGCUGCGACUGCGUCAUCCGCUGGGUCAACAGCACAGACAACCACAUCCGCUUCAUCGAGCCCCAGUCCACGCUGUGCGCCGAGCCCCCCGACCUCAAGAGGAGACACAUUCGGGAUGUCCCCUUCCGGGAGAUGACGGACCGGUGCCUCCCUCUCAUCUCCACCAAGAGCUUCCCUUCCCACUUAGAGGUGGCGGAUGGGGACAAUAUCUCCUUGCAUUGCCGAGCCCUGGCAGAGCCAGACCCAGAGAUCUACUGGGUCACUCCCUCGGGGGUGAAGCUGAUCCCUUAUGCAGAAGAUGGGCGGUACAAGGUGCAACCCGAAGGGACGUUGGAGAUUCAUGGGAUCUCGGCUCGGGACGCCGGGCUCUACACCUGCGUGGCUCACAACCUCCUCGGGGCAGACACCAAGAGCGUCAGUGUGAUGGUCAACCACUCCUUCCCGCUCAGCCAGGACAGCCUGGAGCUGGUGGUGGCGGAUGUCCAGGCCUACCACAUCCUGGUUGCCUGGAAGCCGCAUCUCAACACCGUCUCCUCCAACCUCACCUGGUCCAGCUUCUUGCUCAGCUCCAACUUGGACAUGACCAACGUGGCCCGCAUCCCCAUGGGGACCCACACGUACAACAUCACCCGGCUCCACCAGGACACGAAGUACUGGGCUUGCCUCCACGUGGCCUUUGUAGACUCCCAGGCCAAGGUGGCUUGUGUGAACACCAGGACUAAAGAGGCUUCCCACCGCUACCGGCUCCUGGAGGGCAGGCAGAGCCUCCUGACCGUGCUGGUCCUCUGUCUCCUGCUCCUUGCUGCCAGCCUGGUGGCUCGCUAUGGCAUCGGGGCAGAGCCCAGGAGGGCCAGGGAGCUGCUGCGGGGCGCCACGGCCGUACGCGUGGUCUAUCCCCCCCUCGCCCAGCCCUGGGCUUGGGGGCAGCGUGGGGGGCAGCUCCUGGCCGUGGAGGUACAAGCAGCCCCCCUGGACUGCUGAAGGUUGAUGUGGUGGGGAUGGGG